AUGGACCCCUCAGAGCGACAGGGCUCGUCCAGGCUCCAUCAGACCUCUGGAGACUCUGCAUCUCCUACAGAUAGCCGCACGCCACUGGCCAGGGCUUCCUCCUCUGCAGCUGCGGCUGACGAUGAUAACGGCCUGUCCGAGAGCUUCCAGUCAACAGACACCAUUCGUCGCCGGCCAGAGGGAUAUGGUUCGAUCCAGCGCAGCGGCGGCGCCUCCACUGGGCCUGCGACACCUGCCGACAUUGUCCAGGACCGAGCUCGAUCACGAGGUCCGUCCACCCAAUCUCCUCAACGAAACCCCCAUCGAAGCAAGUCCUACACCCGCCUACGCAAGCCAGUUCUGAGUCGCAAGAUGUCGUCCACGACCCCCCACCGGGGCGAGGUCUUCUCCGUUGACGACGAGCCCUCCGAGGUCGAGGCAGACGCCGCCGUGCUUCAGCGAGAGGUCACGCAAUCCUACGGCACCCGACGGCGGUCCCAGGCAACGGGGGCUCUCAACCGAACCCAGUCCUAUUCAGACCUCGCUGAAGACAACGAGGAGGUCGCUUCGCAGCAUUCUGAAGUCACACCCGAAGAUGCUGGUGAUGAGGACGAGGAAGAGUUACCUCUCGAAGAACACUUGGACUGUGACUCGGAUAGCGACAUAAGCGAGGCUGAGAGCUUCACGCUAAAGGACCGUCAGCAGGCCAUCAAUCAGACCCAUCCCUUCGGUAUCAGGGUCUGGAAGCCUGCUCUGUACAAGAAGGAUCGUUCCAUUCAAAAGUCGGCUCAGGCCGAUAUCCAUUCCUCGCCUGGAGGUCACGUUAGCAAUUGGCUGCUACUCUUCAACCUCGUGUGGACCUUGGUAUUUGGUUGGUGGCUAGCAUCGUUUGCUGCGCUGGGCGCUAUAAUAUGUCUGCUUGUGUCCGCGGCUCCUAGUGGAAGAGAGUAUGGCAGGGUACUCUGGGGACUGGCGGGAUACCUCUUCUAUCCAUUCGGCAAGUUUGUCCGGUUGGAGAGAGACGAGGCCUACAUACAUGAGGACCAGAACGAAGGCCGCUCCAUCUCGGAAUACGAGCAGUGGCAGCAGGGAGAUCUCGAGUACGGUCGUCUCUUUUUUGGUCCUGACAGAAACAGGUCGAUCGUCGGUCGGUCCAGGCGAAGCAUCGACUCAGAAGCCAGCGAGACGCAGAGUUUACUGGGCCGUCGUCGACGAGGCGAGUCUGGCGAUUCUGGUGAUUCCUCCGAGAUACCGCUGAGAUCGAAGAGACGACUGUUUGGCCGUGGCGAGUGGAACAUUGGUCGUGUCAUCUUCUUCGUUUUCUUCUACUGCCUCAUCUCGCCCUCUUUGCUGCUAGUAUCCGGCAUCUGCUGGUUCCUCGUCUUCUGGAUCCCCAUGGGCAAGGUCACCGUGCUUCUCUUCAGCCACUUGAGACGCCACCCGCUCGCCCUGACCUUUGAACCCGAUAUCAACUACACACGGCUCGACGCACCAGACUCGUCCAUUCUGCUGUGCACCUAUCGCGCUGUAGGCUCCAAGUAUUGGAAGUACACUAUCGACGGUACCAACAUCUUCCUCAUCAAUCUCAUGGCGGUGGUUUGCUUUGUCAUCUUCGACUGGCUUGUCCUGGAAGGUGUUUUGCAUAUUGACACCUUUAUCACCUCCCCCGCCUUCCUCUUCACUGCCGGUCUAUUAUCCAUUAUUCCAUUGGCCUAUUUCAUCGGUCAGGCCGUCGCUUCCAUCUCAGCACAGUCUUCUAUGGGACUUGGUGCUGCCAUCAAUGCGUUGUUCGCGACAGUCGUUGAAGUGUUCCUUUACUGCGUAGCCCUCAACCAAGGUAAGGGACCGCUUGUUGAAGGAAGUAUCGUUGGCAGCAUUUUUGCUGGUAUCUUGUUCCUGCCCGGAAUCUCCAUGUGCUUUGGUGCGCUCAAGCGGAAGACGCAGCGCUUCAACGCCAAAUCGGCCGGUGUAACGUCAACCAUGCUGUUGUUUGCGGUCGUCGGUGCAUUUGGCCCUACUCUAUUCUACCAAAUCUACGGAACCCAUGAACUCAACUGCCUCGAUUGCCAGGAUUACGAUAAUGUUAUUGGCGAGGGUGGAAGUUCCCGUGAUUGCCGUCGGUGUUACUUUUCUCAGGCCCCCGCGCUCAACGACCGCUUCUACCUCGAGGCCGUCAGGCCGUACUGCUACAUGGCUGCGGCUAUGCUGUUCUUCUCGUAUCUGAUCGGCUUGUGGUUCACCCUCCGAACCCACGCCGCCGUCAUCUGGAACGCAGAGGUUGAUGAGAAGCGGAACGAGGACCACAUGCAGGCAUCCUUGACACGAUCUUCACAGCAGGCGACUCUGGGAGAGAGCACGGGCGCAGACAUCCGUGACUCUCAACUGUACAAACGCAUCCUGGGUCAUUCUUUGAAGCAGGCCGGUCUGCAGCCACGCUCUGAGGAAAUAUCUCGCCAAGCAUCCACCGUCACCCAAGCCACCGGUGCUAAUGGGUCACCGACUACGCCUCACGUCGUACCGCCCAAGGCCAGCGGGAGCGAGACUGGCAAGACCAAGAUCAGAGUCCCUGGCUUGAGCGAGGCUGACAAUCAUCUCCUCGUCCGUGAAGUGGCCGAAAUUGCCGCCACAGCAGCUACCAUGGCUCAACGCGAACGCCUGCCCAGGAAAACAUCGUCCGCGCCUCAUCAUUCUGCCAGUCAUCCUCAACAGGGAGCAGCCCGAGCCGGCGCAUUCCCUGACGAGGAAGAACUGGCAGCCGCUGAGACCGCAACUGCACAUGCUGGUGGCCACGGCCAUGAUGCACCCAAUUGGAGCCGGACCAAGAGUACAGUCAUCCUUCUCGGAGCUACCGUUCUCUAUGCCAUCAUUGCGGAGAUCUUGGUCGAUACUGUAGAUGUUGUUUUGGAGAGCUUCUCUAUUGAUCAAAAGUUCCUCGGUAUUACACUCUUUGCUCUGGUUCCCAACACGACCGAAUUUUUGAAUGCCAUUUCAUUCGCCAUGAACGGCAACAUUGCCUUGUCCAUGGAAAUCGGUUCUGCAUAUGCCCUCCAGGUCUGCCUUUUGCAGAUUCCUUGCCUGGUUCUCUUCUCGGCAGUUUAUGCAAACGUUCCAGCAGGCGCAGACGCGGCGCAGUAUACAUUCUCACUUCUGUUCCCUCAGUGGGACAUGGUGACUGUUAUUCUGUGUGUCUUCCUGCUCAGCUAUGUCUAUGGCGAAGGGAAGAGCAACUACUUCAAGGGAAGCAUCCUCGUUCUUACUUACCUUGUCGUGCUCAUCGGAUACUACUUCAGCGGAUACACAUCCGAUGCGAUGGGAGCACAAAGAUUCGACAUUAUGGGAGCCGAUGGCCAGUAUCGAAAUUUCAAGACCAUUGGGAGGUCGACCUCGGGGAUGGCGUUUUAA
Molecule: messenger RNA, 3381 nt
Organism: Clonostachys rhizophaga
Lineage: Eukaryota; Fungi; Ascomycota; Sordariomycetes; Hypocreales; Bionectriaceae
Source: the annotation of a GenBank genome assembly